This is a messenger RNA of Exophiala viscosa, 2040 nucleotides long. Its product is annotated as MFS transporter. Gene Ontology annotation, molecular function: transmembrane transporter activity. Gene Ontology annotation, cellular component: membrane. The transcript has 5 exons. Gene Ontology annotation, biological process: transmembrane transport. The coding region runs from base 1 to 1914 and encodes 637 amino acids. NCBI's taxonomy places the organism in Eukaryota, Fungi, Ascomycota, Eurotiomycetes, Chaetothyriales, Herpotrichiellaceae. The record is from RefSeq and is a predicted model, not a curated record.
AUGGCUGAACACAGAGAUCACACAGGCGAGCCUAGAAGGCCUAGCGUUCUAUAUGCUGAUGAGACUAAACGAAAACAAAGUGUCGCACAACUGACUUCAAACACGACUGGAGAAGUCCGCAAUCCUCUCGUGGGUAUCCCACGCGAUCAGCUUCUUCAAGAUGUCGAGAACUAUGCCAGCGAAUACCAACUGACUGAUAUUUUGCCGUUGCUUCGCAAGGGCGCUUUGGUCGCCCAAAGUCCUCAUGCGCUCGAACACAUCCCAGAAUUGGAUGACUCAGAACGUCAACGCCUCCGCGAGGAGAUCACCCACCGUUGGAGACAUCCCAGAGUCCUUUACUUCACCAUCAUUCUCAACUCUAUCGCUGCUGCCAUUCAAGGAUGGGAUCAGACUGGUUCUAAUGCCGCCAAUUUGCGAUUCCCAGCCGACAUGGGUAUCCCUGAUUCUGGUCCCGUCUGCACGGCCAAAGGCACUUGCGAGGCCAAUUCGUGGCUCAUUGGGUUCAUCAACUCCUGCCCGUAUAUCGCGAUUGCAUUCUUUGCCGGUUGGAUCUCUGACCCUCUCAAUGACUACCUCGGUCGUCGUGGUACCAUCUUCCUAGGCGCCAUUUUCUCUUUCCUUGCUCCUUUAGGCUCAGCUUUCAUUCAGCACUGGGGUCAAUUGGUAGCGACACGUAUCCUGCUGGGAAUCGGUAUGGGUCUCAAGGAAGUCACAGUACCUGUGUUCUCUGCCGAGAACUCACCCGCAAACAUUCGCGGCGGUCUAGUUAUGUCCUGGCAGGUAUGGACGGCUUUCGGCAUCUUUCUCGGCACAUGCGCGAACCUGGCCAUCAAAGACACUGGCGACAUAGCCUGGCGGUUGCAACUUGGCUCUGCCUUCAUUCCAGCAAUUCCAUUGCUUCUCGGAAUUUGGUUUUGCCCGGAGUCUCCACGCUGGCUCAUGAAGAAGGGUAGGCAUGCGAAGGCUUACAGAGCUCUGCUUCGCCUACGUAACUCCCCUCUCCAAGCCGCUCGAGACCUGUAUUAUAUCCACGCUCAACUCGAACAAGAAGAGAUCCUUGUCAAGGAGUCGGGCGUGGCAGCCCAUGGCAACUUCUUCACUCGAUUCGUCGAGCUUUUCACAAUUCCACGUGUUCGACGAGCCACUCAAGCCUCGGGUAUUGUCAUGAUCGCCCAGCAAAUGUGUGGAAUCAACAUUAUCGCCUUCUACUCGUCCACGGUCUUUUCCCAGGCAGGGGCUAGUUACACGGGGGCCUUGCUAGCAUCCUGGGGAUUUGGCCUGGUGAACUUCGUCUUCGCCUGGCCCGCCAUCUGGACGAUUGACACUUUCGGUCGACGCGCUUUGCUGUUGUUUACAUUCCCCAAUAUGUGCUGGACGUUGCUCGCAGCAGGAUUUUGUUUCUGGGUCCCGUUCAGCUCAAAGGCCCACCUCGGUCUUAUCGCGUUGUUCAUUUUCCUUUUCGACGCUUUCUAUUCACCUGGAGAAGGUCCCGUACCGUUCACAUACUCGGCAGAAGUGUUUCCACUGUCUCAUCGUGAGGUGGGCAUGUCCUGGGCCGUAGCGACAAACAACUUCUGGGCGUCGGUGCUGUCGCUCACAUUCCCACGUAUGUUACAGGCCAUGACGGCUCAGGGUGCGUUUGGAUUCUAUGCGGCUCUCAACGCUAUCGCGUUCGUCAUGAUCUUCUUGUGGCUUCCGGAAACCAAGCAGCGGACGCUAGAAGAGCUGGACUAUGUCUUUGCCGUGCCCACCAGGACGCACAUGCACUACCAGAUUAAUCAGGUUGCGCCUUACUGGUUCAAGACGACGGUCUUGCGUCGAAAGGGUCUUACUCCGCCGCAGCUGUACAAGUUCGAUUCCGACGAGUAUGUUCCGACUGAUACUCGCGAAGAUUAUGGAGAGAAGACUGCCUAGAUAAGCUUAUGCGAGUAUGGCAAGGGCGCCCUAAAACUGGCUCAACGCAGCAAAAGAGUGUCAAUUGCGAACGAAUCCAAGAAGAUCCUGAACGUUUUGAUGACUGUUGUUUGUCCCUCCAGAGGC